AUGAAACGGAGUGUGGCGCGAGGAAAGAAGACGUCGUGCUACUCGAUGUCGAUUGCCAAGUUGGCAUCUCCCAAGGUAAAUAGAAGCAGCGAAUCAGAAAUGACGAAUUGAGUGGCUUUUUGUAGGUGAUCGACAGCACUCGAUACCAGAUUAGCGCCUUCUUAUACGACACGAAGACGUCGCAAAUGUUCGGAAGACAAUGCAGGACCGAGUGGAAACGGGCGGCCAGUGACGGAGAGUGCGUGUUCAAUGAGGUAGAGAACAGUCCGUGAGACGUCACUUAAUAAAGAAUUGAAACAGACUCUGUACUUCUACUCGGUGAUCAACGACAAGGAUCUUCUGCUGGUUCUGGAGUUUGUCGAGGACGGCAUCGAGCACAUUUGUAAGAACUUCUGUGUAUUCACAGAUUAUCAAUAAACUUCAGCCUUUCCAGCUAGCAUAGGAUGGUGUCAGGUAGAGGUAGAGAAGAAGCAAACAGCAGAGUUAUCGGACUUCAGAACGUGAGCUCACCGUUUUCAUAUUAUGUGCAAUCGGAUUAUAUUUCAGCACGGAUGUGUUCGGAGGCACUCCCAAUUUGCUGAUCUUCGACAAGUCAAUAGUUCAUAGAGUAGUCGGACGUGUGGAUUUCACCUACAAAUACCACGAAAUGCCGUGUGUGUUCACUCAAUGUCUUCCUGAAUUCUGUAUCGUUUGCGAUGCCGAUUUCAUUCCGGGAAUUCAAAAAGAUGAUGACGAUCGUGAGCACACAAUAUUUGUUCAAUGAGCAAAUCAUUGUUUUCAGAAUGGUGGCUGAGCACUCCAAAAGAAAUGAUAACGAUUCCGGCGGCCAUUGACUCGAUCGUCAUUCAAUUCAAGAACAAUGUGCCAGAGCUGGAGAGACAGAUUACGAGCGAUAUUGAGAGAGAAUGGGCACUGAAAGAGGGGAACGGACAGAAACCGAAAGCGGUUAUUAUGGAGAGAAAAUUGAGGGUUUGCUAUUUUGCUCGUGAUCUGCAAAACUCUAUGAUCUCCAGAUCGGAGUGCACAACAGUUAUACGUACGUCACAGAGCCGUUCACAGUCGAUUUGGAAAUAAUCGAUGAGAACGCCGGAGGAACUUUGAGGUCUAGGAAGAAACCAAUCGACUUCGGAAAAGGAGCCAAUUGGGAAGAGUGAGCCAGACUUUCAUUUUGAUUUUUCAUUAUUGUUUUCAGAAACAUCGUUUUCCAAGCAGCCGGUAAUCCUCGUUUCCCGCUGCGAAAUCUUUACGCCGACCCCAGAAUGGCUAUAGUUUUUCUGCUGGAAUACACGUUUCACCGAGAAGACAAUCAGAGUCUCAACCAAACAAUUCUCAUCGGAUGGGCCGCCUGGACUCCUUUCUCGGACGGCGUCUUUUCCGGAAAGGAGAUCGGCACGAGAGUUUGUGUGGUUGGAGGUCCACGGCCGAAUCCAGAAGGCGUGCUCUGCUACAAAAACGUGCUGAACCAACCGGAUUCUGUGAAACCAUUGAGCGAGAAGCUCGAGAUAUUUGUCGACUUCAAGUUUUACGAGAAUGGAAGAAGUGUGCACAACACACCGACACCCAGACGGACGGAUUCUGCGAGGGUGUCAACGGGCAGAUCGGAAGCAUCUGGAAGGAAACAUGUGAAGAUCGAGACUCCGAAGACGUCCGAGUACUAUUCUGAAGACGAACCGCAGAAUUCACAUCGUUUCCCGCCUCUCUUGGACACUGGAAGAUCGGUGUCAUCUCCGGAAGAACUGAAAGCUAUCAAUUCGGAUCUUAACAAGUUCAUUGAGCAGCCGAUAGAGAAUCCGGUGCCGCAGAUGCAGGAGACAGUUCAGAAGGCCGUGGAAGAGCCUCGUCCGUUGACUUCUGUCUACAAAAUACCGUUUUCGGACAUGAAACCCUCGAACUUUCCUCGAUCAGUUCACUCUCUAUUUGCUCGAGAAAAGUUCAUUCAUCUGAAAGACAGGAAUGGAACAUCACCGAUUACGGAAGACGUCACUCAAAAGAACCUUGUGGACAUGCGGAUUGAGCAGCUGGACCGACUGGAUACUUCGCAUAUCUUCAUUCAAUUCAUCGCAUUCAAACAGUAUGUUUCUUCUGAAACUGUCGUUAAAUUUUCCGAUCUUCAGGCUGGUUUCCUCGGAUUCUUCUCAACACAGCAAACUGUUUUUCACGAUAAACUUCUUCCGGUUUCCCGAGCUCAACACCGAACAAAUGCUGUUGACAACGAUAGAAAAAGGAGAGCCGAGUCUGUUAACGAGACUGGACAGGCAUGGAAACAUUGAUGAUUCCUCCGGUCCUGGAUUCAUUGUAAGAGCCUCACUACGUUCAGAACUUUAAAGUAAAACUUUGAUUCAGGUAAAGUAUAUAAUCGAAGGAGACGAGGAGAAGAACGAUUUCCUCGAGUUCAUGUCGAACGGCCACGCUUGCAUCGAUGUCUGGGACGCCGACUCUCUGAUCCAUGUCGGCUCAACUAUCGUUCCUUUACGGAAUCUGUACAGGAAAGGAAGGGAAGCCGUGCAGCUGUUCGUGCAAUGUCCGAUUGUGGAGACUGCUUUGGAUUCGGGCGCGAAAGCUUGUGGCUUCCUCUACUUGCGGGUUGCAAAUGUGGGAUUCCCUUCUGUGAACAUGUACGCAGGUGAGUCAUUUGGAACACAUUUAUUAGGCAAUAAAUAGUGGGGAAUGAAUAGAUUACUUAAAUAGUUAGAGAAACGAUUAGUGAGCCCAAGUCUCUGUGACCAGCUCGUAAACUGGCUCUGGCCAUUCGGUGGCAGUCUCCACUUCCUCCGGCUUCUUCUCCUCAGAAGUCUCCUCUGGGACGACCGUCUCUGGAACCUCCUCCUCGAUCUGUCUGGCUUCUCUUUGAACCUUCUCGGCCAGCUUGAUCUUGAGGGUCUGAAGGGAACGGCGCUUACGUCCUCCGCCUCCGCAUCCGCAGCAUCCGCACCCACAUCCGCAUCCACAACAGCAAGGACGGCAGCAAGUGCAGCAACGGGUGCAGCAGCAGGUUCUGCAGCAAGUACAGCAUCUGCGACAGCAACAGCAGCAUCGAGGGCGACAACAGCAACAUCCGCAUCCACAACACCCGCAUCCGCCCUGACGCUUCACUCUUCCGCUGGAUUCUCCGAGGGUGUCGAUAG
Molecule: messenger RNA, 3125 nt
Organism: Caenorhabditis sp. 36 PRJEB53466
Lineage: Eukaryota; Metazoa; Nematoda; Chromadorea; Rhabditida; Rhabditidae
Source: the annotation of a GenBank genome assembly